Messenger RNA from Crotalus tigris (Tiger rattlesnake), 5117 nucleotides. It is a transcript of the gene ZNHIT6, whose product is annotated as zinc finger HIT-type containing 6. The record is from RefSeq and is a predicted model, not a curated record. Gene Ontology annotation, biological process: box C/D snoRNP assembly; maturation of LSU-rRNA from tricistronic rRNA transcript (SSU-rRNA, 5.8S rRNA, LSU-rRNA); snoRNA localization. Bases 101 to 895 code for a protein of 264 amino acids. Gene Ontology annotation, cellular component: nucleus; pre-snoRNP complex. The transcript is spliced from 9 exons. Lineage: Eukaryota; Metazoa; Chordata; Lepidosauria; Squamata; Viperidae.
UGUUUCCGCUGCUUCUCUCCGCACGGUCAAUAGGAGGCGCUGUCCCGCGCUCUCACGAGCUGACGCGCCAGUCUAGGCUGCAGCAAGCGCGGCGCCGAGCAUGGCGACCGCGACGGGAGCCUUUCCGUGCGGGACGGUCGAGAGCCUUCAGCGGAAGAUGUCGCUGCGGAGAUGUGAACUCUGUAAUACAGAAGCAGCAAAAUACAGAUGCCCUCGAUGUAUGAAAUAUUCAUGCAGUUUGGCUUGUGUAAAAAAACAUAAAGCUUUAUACAGCUGUAAUGGAAUCAGAGAAAAAGCAGCCUUUGUUUCAGUGAAUGAGUUCAGCAACUUAACUCUUCUAAGUGAUUAUCGAUUUCUAGAAGACGUGGGAAGAAUGACUGACCGAGCUGCUCGAGAUACUAUUUCUCAUAAACCCAAAAGCAAUCGAUUUGUAAAUUUUCUGAGAAACCGAGCUCGAAGAUGCAAGAUCUGCUUGCAAACUUUACCGAUUGGCUUCACAAAGAGACGAGAGAAUUCUACUUUCUAUAGCAAUAAGGAACAAAAGUUCUACUGGCACUUGAAGCUUAUAUUUCCUCAGAGUCAUGCUAAAUUCACAGAGCAAAGGGUCCCAGAUGAUAAACCUUUGUGUGAUAUUUUGAAGACAUAUAUUGAUCCUCAAGAAGCUGAUCUUGUCAAGCAGCAAAGUUUUUAUUGCAGAUUAAAAAUCUACACAGUGUCUCCCCAGUCAGACAUACAAAUUUUGUUGAAAGUAGAAAAUAGGCCUCAUAAUUCUAUCAGGAGACUACAACUGCCAGAGGUUUCAACCAUCUUGGAUGGAAAUGCUGGUUGUUGUGGAGCCAGAACAUAUGGAGAGUGCCAACUUGGGAAAUGCUUUGUUUCAGUAAAUGCAAAAUAAGAUUGAACAUACACAACUGCAAACAAGUUGUUAACCAAGGAAUGUGUUUAUCCUUUCUCUAUCAACGUUAUUUCCUUUUAGAAUAUUUAAUUCCAGUCUAUCCAUUCAAUUAAUUUUAAUUUUUCCUAAGAAGAUAUGAACCUUUUCUAUUCCUUUCAGUUUCAUAUUAGUUUUUAAAAGAUUCCUUAUGGUCUCUGCAGGCCCUGUUAUGUAUUAUUACAUUUGAAAAGGAAGUUGUAUGAAUAGUUAAUGAUACUGUUUUCUGGGACUUCCUAACUUGCUGCAUUUCCUCCUAUUGUGCCUCAGUUUUGCAUAUUUUACUACUUAUACACAUUCCUGAGUUUCAGUCCCAUUGCCCUGUGGCAUUCAUUAAAGCAACCUUUAAUGAGUGAAAUGAUGGUGCUAUUCUUUAUUAUUUCAUUGGUGAUCAUUUCUGAAUGAGCUUGUUCAUGAACUUUGGUCUUAUUCUCUGAAAUACAUAUAUUGGAUGUUGUACUGUUAUCUUUCCUUAUUCAGACUUUUGCUCCCAGGUCUGUGACUUUUAAACUUUGUUGGAGUCUUUACAGAUCUAUGUUUUACAUCAAGGUAGCAGAUGGCUUGAGUUAUUUUCAUCCUUUUCAGGUUUUUUAAUAAGACCAGGAGCCUGAAUUCCUACUAUCUAUGUAUGUAUGACUUGCACUGUAAAUCCGGUCACAUUUCUGUACUUCGCACCUUGCGUUAAACUUUCUCUUUUUUUCCCUUUGGUGCUUCAAGAAGAGUAGAAAACAAUACUGUUUGAAAGAGAAAUUGCUCACUUGUUGGUCAAGAAGGGCAAAGAAUUAACUGAAAUGUGGGAAGAGCGGGGAGAAGUAGCAAUGAGUUUAAAAUCUUUGUGUAAAAAAAGGACAAUCAGCAGUUUGGUAUAGCUACAUUCUAAUUUUCAGUAACUUGCCUAGAUGCACUGUGUUGUACGCCUUCUGCCCUGCCCAAGCCUAGCAGCCAUAUUAAGGCACAUGAUAAGUAUUUCUUAAGUCAGCAACCAACAAAUACAUGAUUAACACCCUGGUAUAAAUCUGACUAUUAGUAGAAUUGGUAAUUAACUUUUCAAGUGUUUCGUGGCAUUCUAUUCCAUGUUAAGACUAAGUUUUUGUAUCCUUAGAUUUAGUGUUAUUCUUGGAUAUUAAGGACCCUGGUGGCAACAAUUCACAGGAAGAAUGCUUUUUUUUUCCAAUUUUUUUUAUGGCUUGUUCACCCUUUUCUGAAUAAGAAUGUCACACUCAUAAAAAUGUACAUUUCACUGAUAUCCAGAUUGAAUUAUUAUCAUUUAUCCUCUUGGCCUAAUUCUGAAUAUUAUCAGACGUUGCACUUAAUUCAGACUACAGCUGUGAUAUGCUGCUUACCAUAGUUAGUAAAUUCAGAAAAUGGUCAUUGGUUUGCACGGCAAGUGGAAAGUGCCUUUACAAUUCUGUUCAGGCCAUAAAGAAUGUAAAUCAAUCUUAACAGGUCUGUUUUUCUCUCAUAUGUAUUAUAUAAUCUUUGUAAAGCUGUCUUUAUUCCACUGGCAUUUAAAGCAGAUGGAUAGCAACUCAAAACAUGGUCUUCUUGGUAAAUGCACCAAAAUUGAGCAACUACUUUCCAGGAGGAUCCCUCUUUUUUAUGAUUUUCCUUCUAAAAUCUGUUGACCUUAUAAUUGUAAAAGGAACAUAUUUGAGGUACCUUAAUUUUAAUUGUCUUAAGCAAUUUUAAAAAUGGAAUUAUUGCAUAAAUGAAUGUUUUAGGGGGAUUUUUUAUAACUGAAUUUUCAAGCUACUGUGGUUAUAAUAGUUAAAGCCAAGUCUCAACAUUUUCCUUCUCUGGGUCACAUUUUUGAAAUGUUCAAAGUGUAUUUGUGUGUCUGAAAUUGGGUUAAACAGUCACUGAAGUAGCAUAGCCAACUACUUUCAUGUGUUAAGAAUACAUUCAUGGCAUGUUUUACAACCCACAUCUGUUCUACAAAUGUCUUCAAAUCUAGAUACAUUCUGUAGGAACCUUUUUCUUCAGCAAUAUUGUAAUUUACCUAAGUAAAAUAUGAAUAUCAUGGUUCAUUGCAUUAUAAACAUAUGCACGAUCCUUUAUGAAAGAGUUAAAAAGUGCCAUUCUUCACAUUAUGGUAGUGUAGACUAUAUGAAGGAAAAGAAUUGUUGUUUAGAGGUGAAGAUAACUAACAUGAUUCUUUUCUUCUCACAAAACUCCAUCCAAAAGCGUUGAUCUUCAACUUCAGUUGAGAAGUAUGGAAGUGGUUAAAGAGGUUAGCUGAGGGAAAAUAGUUGGUAAUUCAGUUGACAAAGUGUCUGUGUUUUCAGGAAAUUGCAUUUAUUUAGUGUUUGAAUUCUUGUUAUGUGGAUUUCAGCCAAAGAAUCAUUCAGUGCCAGUGUUCUUUAAAAAUCAUCUUGAAAAAGAUAGAUAAUUUAAUUUUUCCACCCUGUUUAAAUUAGUAUUGAGGCAAACAUACAGACAAAAUUUCAAAGUAAGUUAUAUAAACUAAAUUUACAAUCCAGUGUGUAGCUUUUUCCCUUGCUGUACAACUGUGGAGUAAAUCUUGCUGUAUUCUAGUUCAGAAAUCAUAACCACAAGGAAGGUUUGUUCACUACUUAGGAAUGAAUGUCCAUCUGUUAGUUAUUAUCUCUGCUGUAAUGCAGCUCCUCUGAAUUAAUACAUGAGAGGAAUUGUAAGUGUUAUGUAUAUCUCUUCUUUGUUCUUUCUACCCUCCUACUUCAUGAAAUGAAGUCAAACAUUGUACAUUAUUGUUAAUAGAACAUACUCUAUUAAUAAUGCACUGGCUUUUGAGACCAAGUCUAAUACAGUGAUCAUGGUUGCACCAGAGAGACCUACGUUUAUCCACCUUCUUCAUCUUCAGCGAUGAAAAGUCAUUGAGUGGCUUUGAGCAGUAAUUUUCUCCCAGCCUGACUUACUCACAGGGCUAUGGUGGAGGGAAGAAUUGGAAUAACUUUGUAUGCCCCCUUGAAUUUCUAAGGGAAAGGUGAAGAUACAAAUAUAGCAAAUAAGGAAAUAAGUAGAUAAGUCUUUUUCUUGAAUCAUAUGAAAUGUUACACACCUGGUCCCCAAAUUCACAAUAUUCAUUUCCUUGAGGACUGGUCUGUAAAAUGUAAUGGUGACAGAUUGUGACUCCCUUCAGGAGCCUUUUUUGUCAGUAUAUGCAGAUAUCAGAAUAUUUUUUUAAAUUCUUACACAAGAAUUCUUUUCCCAAACACACAGUGUUCAUCUGAAUACUCUGCAAGAUCGGAUGAGCAACUCCAUAAGAUUUUUAUCUUUAUCAUCAGCCACAAAAUUUCCAUGAUUAAAACUCUUAUUGAAUGCUAGAGAUUAAUGAAAGAUUAAAUCCUACAAUGCCAUUGGAAUGAUUUACAGGACAAAGAUUAUGAGGAGCGAAAAGAAAGGAUUUAAAAUUGUACUAUUUGAUCAGAGUUAAACAAUUUGCACAAUAUUUCUGAUAACGUGUACUGGACCAUUUACUGAAGCAGAACUUAAAAAAAGACAAUUUAUGGGUUGCACAUACAAUAGAUAAAUGUUAGGCUCUGGGAAGAAAAGGUAAUUAUAAAAGGAAUAAAAAGUUACUAUAUUAGCUUAUGCUUGGUGUGCUGAAGGUUGGAGGCUACAGUUUUUACUCUCCCCCCCCCUUCCCCCGGUACCUUCUGGUUUAUUUUGAAUUUGUUUAGUGGUCACUAAAAACUUCAUUAAAAUUAUUUUAAAAAUAAUUACCUAUUUAUCUUAAUUAUGACAGAGAGGCAGGGUAUAUAUUUUCAAAAUUCAGUAGAAAUAGCAUCAUCUAUAAAGUAAAAUAUUAGAAGCUAACAAAGACCCUUUUGUAUAAGGAGACACACAAAAAAAAUUCACCUUUAUUACCAUGGGUACUGUGAAAACUAAAAUUAGGAGAGAUUGAAGUGAGCUAAACAACACCUUUGCAUUUUUCAUUUAUCUCAGAAAAUUGCCUGUCAAAUUGGGAGAAGAUUAAGAAGCUUAAAAAGCCCAGGUUGAAAGAGACAGAGCAGAUGGUAACCAGUUUUUGAAAAAAAUGAAUGUCAAAGAGAGAAGGAAGCUAAAGCUUUAAAAGACAAGGACAAAGCUGUAGAUCAAAUGAACUAACACAGCACUAAAGACUGCAAAUUAUGAUCCAGCAGUAAAUAACUGUUAUAUUUAGCCAAACAUGAUUAGCUAAAGAUUAAUAUAUAACCUUCUGGUCUCU